Molecule: messenger RNA, 870 nt
Organism: Daldinia childiae
Lineage: Eukaryota; Fungi; Ascomycota; Sordariomycetes; Xylariales; Hypoxylaceae
Exons: 2
Coding region: 1-870 (289 amino acids)
Source: RefSeq, a predicted model, not a curated record
AUGUCUAACUCGGGAGAGCCUGUCGCUAGUACAGGCGACGUUGAUAUCCAGACGGAUGUCCCCCGUAUGCGUGACGCCAGUACCCAGACAUAUGUCCGUGAGACAAACCCUGUCUACGAAACAACUGGUCCCGACAGAAGCCUUGUCGUCCCCGCAAUCCCCGUCGCAGCAUGUCCAGUCAAACCGGAGAUCAGCGUCAGAAUCGUCGACGGGAAGCGCAUAGUUGAUCUUCUAGGCUGCGGAGACGACCGCAAGGGAAGACACCGACCCCCCUUCCGCUCAACCCAUAGGGUAAUCAUGGACACCAUGACCACCUCCGGGCCUCCUCUCUACAGCAGGCUUGUUAUUCCGACCAACCCCAACUUGAACAUCUUGCUCAGAGCCCUGAACUAUCUGCUUCGCCAGAAGUACGACGCGUACCAGGGCCACCGCAGCGAGAACCCCGGCUCCCCGCUUGAGAACUACCCCCGCCAAAUGCGAAGGUACGAGGAACUCGCGGUUGCAGAAGCAGCGAGGGCUGCGGCGAGGAUGGCGCGGCCGCGGAGCUUAAGCCUGGAGAUGUACUACGUCAAUCGUGAGAACAAGCAAGUUCCCGUGCCCAACGGCGGUAGGCUGAUCUUCAUACGCCGGAGGUCCGACGGCUGGACUGUCUUCCACGACCCUGUCGAAAACGUAGCUGUGGAAUGUGUUAGGAAGAACGACGUCUGCCUCUGGGAGUGCGAGGAGGUGCUGGAUCAGAUUUAUCAUUGGUGCCGUGCUCUCUUCUUUGGUAGUGGUCCCCCGUACUAUCCCUCCUCCUCGAACCCUGGUCUCUUUGAAGCAUUGGUACCUAGCGAUCAACGCAACGGAGAUGGCACGAAUGUGUUGUAA